Molecule: messenger RNA, 14669 nt
Organism: Nannospalax galili (Upper Galilee mountains blind mole rat)
Lineage: Eukaryota; Metazoa; Chordata; Mammalia; Rodentia; Spalacidae
Gene: Lrp1b
Product: LDL receptor related protein 1B
Exons: 91
Coding region: 472-14376 (4634 amino acids)
Molecular function (GO): calcium ion binding; protein binding
Source: RefSeq, a predicted model, not a curated record
UCUCUCAGCUGGCUGGUGAACGCCAAGCAUUCUGGCGCCUGGCUGCCUGGGCUCAUUGCUGACCCCCCUUCGCUAAGGACCCAAAUCCCUACAGAACCAGCGCGGAAUUACUUUCCAUUCAGGGAGGCUGAAAUCAGUGAUUUGUGGCGUUCUCCUUUGCAGCGGUGUUUUCCUGUUGUGUUAAAUGCCUCUCACUAAGUAAUAGAUGUGAUUUAUGUGGAUGGCGGAGGGUUGUUCGGCGGACUCGGUGAUUAAUAGUGACUUCCAUCGGCGGGCAUCUCUCUGCCCCUCUUGCGUGAUGUAAGAUCAGACGUACCCUGCAUUGAAAAGUCAAGACACACGAGCGCCUCGGUGGCGCUCACACACGCUCUCCGCACGCGCGCAUCCGCACACCUUCCACAUCCUGCUCCGGGCAGGGGAAGGAGGACUGUCUGGACUCACUGAGCCGAGAAUUCCCAGUGACAUUUGUAAAUGACGCGACGACUCCAUUCCGGGCUGUUAGCCGCCGCCGCCGCCGCCGCCGGGCCGAGGGUGUUUCGGAGCAGUCUGCAGCGCAGGCUUCCUCGGGCGACCACGAUGUCCGAGUUUCUCCUCGCCAUCCUCACUCUCUCAGGAUUAUUGCCUAGCGCCGAAGUGCUGACGGUGAGAGCCGACCAAGAUCAGCAGCUGUGUGGUCCUGGUGAAUUUCUUUGCCACGAUCAUGUGACUUGUAUCUCCCAGAACUGGCUGUGUGAUGGGGACCCGGACUGCCCCGACGAUUCGGACGAGGCUGUAGACACCUGUCCUGAGAAGGUGGAAAUGAAAUGCCCCCUGAAUUAUGUCAUUUGCCGUGGUGCCAGGAUGUGUAUCCAUUUAUCACAACUGUGCAACGGAGUGUUGGACUGCUCAGAUGGCGAUGAUGAAGGCAUGCAUUGUCAGGAAUUGCUAUCCAGUUGUCAGCAGCUGAAUUGCCAGUUUAAAUGUGCAGUGGUCAGAAACAGUACACGAUGCUACUGUAAGGAUGGAUUUGAAGUGGCAGAAGAUGGGAGAAGCUGCAAAGAUCACGAUGAAUGCGCCAUUUAUGGUGCAUGCAGCCAGACCUGCUUGAAUACAUAUGGAUCCUAUGCUUGCAGUUGUGUGGAGGGCUACAUAAUGCAGUCAGACAACAGGUCCUGCAAGGUCAAAAAUGAACCUACAGAUAGGCCACCUCUGUUGCUAAUUUCAACUUCUGAAACAAUUGAGAUCUUCUACAUCAAUGGAAGCAAAGUGGCAGCUCUGAGCUCAGCCAACAGGAAGGAGAUUCACACUCUAGAUUUUCUCUAUAAUGAAGAAAUGAUUUGUUGGAUUGAAUCAAGAGAGUCUUCAAAUCAACUCAAAUGUAUCCAGAUGUCAAAAACAGGAAAAUUAACAGAUGAAAGGAUAAUUAAUAUUCUUCAGUCUUUCCAUAAUGUAGAGCAGAUGGCGAUUGACUGGCUCACCAGAAAUCUCUACUUCGUGGACCAUGUCAGUGACCGGAUCUUUGUUUGUAAUUACAAUGGGUCAAUAUGUGUCACCCUGAUUGAGCUGGAGCUUCACAAUCCCAAGGCAAUAGCAGCAGAUCCCAUUGCAGGAAAACUUUUUUUUACUGACUAUGGGAAUGUUGCCAAAGUAGAGAGAUGUGACAUGGAUGGGACGAACAGAAUACGGAUCAUCGACUCCAAGGCAGAGCAGCCAGCUGCACUGGCACUGGACCUCGUCAACAGAUUGGUUUACUGGGUAGAUCUCUACUUGGACUAUGUGGGAGUAGUAGACUAUCAAGGAAAAAAUAGACAUAUUGUCAUUCAAGGAAGAGAAGUCAGACAUAUCUAUGGUAUAACUGUGUUUGAAGACUAUUUGUAUGCAACCAAUUCAGAUAACCUUAAUAUUGUAAGAAUAAACCGAUUUAAUGGUACUGAUAUCCAUUCAUUAAUUAAAAUGGAAAGUGCUCGAGGAAUCCGAAUCUAUCAAAAAAGAUCCCAACCAGCAGUCAGAACCCAUGCCUGUGAAGUUGAUGCAUAUGGAAUGCCAGGGGGAUGUUCACACAUCUGUCUGCUCAGCAGCAGCUACAAGACACGGACCUGUCGCUGCAGGACUGGCUUCAACUUGGGGAGUGAUGGCAGAUCAUGCAAAAGACCAAAGAAUGAGUUGUUCCUUUUUUAUGGGAAAGGACGCCCAGGAAUUGUUAGAGGAAUGGACUUGAAUACCAAGAUAGCUGAUGAAUGCAUGAUCCCCAUAGAAAAUCUGGUAAACCCGCGUGCUUUAGAUUUUCAUGCAGAAGCCAAUUACAUCUACUUUGCUGACACAACCAGUUUCCUAAUUGGCCGGCAGAAGAUAGAUGGCACAGAGAGAGAAACCAUCCUGAAAGAUGAUCUGGAUAAUGUAGAAGGCAUCGCUGUGGACUGGAUUGGAAAUAACCUUUACUGGACAAAUGAUGGUCAUAGGAAAACCAUCAAUGUGGCCAGGCUAGAAAAGGCUUCUCAGAGUCGGAAAACACUGCUAGAGGGAGAAAUGUCCCAUCCCAGAGGAAUUGUGGUAGACCCAGUCAAUGGUUGGAUGUAUUGGACAGACUGGGAAGAAGAUGAAAUAGAUGACAGCGUGGGAAGGAUCGAGAAGGCUUGGAUGGAUGGCUUCAAUCGUCAGAUCUUUGUGACUUCAAAGAUGCUGUGGCCAAACGGUUUAACUCUGGACUUUCACACCAACACAUUAUACUGGUGUGAUGCCUAUUAUGAUCAUAUUGAAAAAGUGUUUCUGAAUGGAACUCACAGAAAGAUUGUUUACAGUGGAAAAGAGUUGAACCAUCCUUUUGGAUUGUCACACCAUGGGAAGUAUGUUUUCUGGACUGAUUACAUGAAUGGUUCCAUUUUUCAACUAGAUUUGAUAACCAGUGAAGUAACGUUACUGAGGCACGAAAGACCUCCCCUGUUUGGACUUCAGAUUUAUGAUCCACGAAAGCAACAAGGUGACAAUAUGUGCCGCAUAAACAAUGGGGGAUGCAGCAUGCUGUGCUUGGCCAUUCCAGCAGGCCGAGUGUGUGCUUGUGCUGACAACCAGCUUUUGGAUGAAAAUGGGACAAGUUGCACAUUUAAUCCUGGAGAAAUAAUACCUCAUAUAUGCAAACCCGGAGAAUUUCGUUGUAAAAACAGACACUGUGUCCAAGCUCGGUGGCUAUGUGAUGGUGAUGAUGACUGUCUAGAUGGGAGCGAUGAGGACUCCGUCACUUGCUUCAAUCAUAGCUGUCCUGAUGAUCAGUUUAAAUGUCAGAAUAAUCGCUGUAUCCCCAAGAGAUGGCUUUGUGAUGGAGCUAAUGAUUGUGGUAGCAAUGAAGAUGAAUCCAACCAAACCUGUGCAGCCAGAACCUGCCAGACUGACCAGUUUUCUUGUGGAAAUGGACGUUGCAUUCCCACAGCAUGGCUGUGUGACAGGGAGGACGACUGUGGGGACCAGACAGAUGAAGUGGCAUCCUGUGAAUUUCCAACUUGUGAGCCUCUCACUCAAUUUAUAUGCAAAAGUGGACGAUGCAUUAGCAGUAAAUGGCACUGUGACACUGAUGACGAUUGUGGGGACAGGAGUGAUGAGGUGGGCUGUGUUCACUCUUGCUUUGAUAAUCAGUUCAGAUGUUCCAGUGGCCGGUGUAUUCCAGGUCAUUGGGCCUGUGAUGGUGACAAUGACUGUGGAGACUUCAGUGAUGAAAUACAAGUCAAUUGUACUAAAGAAGAGGUUCACUCCCCUGCUGGGUGUAAUGGGAACGAAUUUCAAUGCAAACCUGAUGGAAACUGCAUUCCUGAUCUGUGGCGCUGUGAUGGGGAGAAAGACUGUGAAGAUGGCAGUGAUGAAAAAGGAUGCAAUGGUACAAUUCGACUGUGUGACCACAAAACCAAGUUCUCCUGCAGGAGCACAGGGAGAUGCAUCAACAAUGCCUGGGUGUGUGAUGGAGAUAUCGACUGUGAAGAUCAAUCUGAUGAAGAAGACUGUGACAGUUUUUUGUGUGGACCGCCCAAGUACCCUUGUGCUAACGAUACUUCUGUAUGCCUGCAGCCAGAGGAACUCUGCAAUGGGGAGAGGGACUGCCCAGAUGGGUCUGAUGAAGGCGACCUUUGCGAUGAAUGUUCUCUGAACAACGGAGGCUGUAGCAACCACUGUUCAGUUGUUCCUGGAAGAGGAAUUGUCUGUUCCUGCCCAGAAGGACAUCAGCUCAAGCAAGACAAUAAAACCUGUGAAAUUGUGGAUUACUGUGCCACCCACCUGAGGUGCAGCCAAGUGUGUGAGCAGCGUAAGCACACAGUCAAGUGCUCCUGUUACGAAGGCUGGAAGCUGGCUGUGGACGGGGAAAGCUGCACCAGUGUUGAUCCUUUUGAAGCAUUCAUCAUCUUUUCUAUCCGCCAUGAGAUCCGAAGGAUUGAUCUGCAUAAAAGGGACUACAGUCUGCUCGUUCCUGGACUGAGAAACACCAUAGCACUUGAUUUUCACUUCAAUCAAAGUUUACUCUACUGGACAGAUGUUGUAGAAGACAGAAUAUACCGUGGCAAGCUUUCUGAGAGUGGGGGUGUCAGUGCCAUAGAAGUGGUUGUGGAACAUGGCCUGGCAACCCCAGAAGGUCUGACGGUCGACUGGAUAGCAGGAAACAUAUACUGGAUAGAUAGCAAUCUAGACCAAAUCGAAGUGUCCAAACUAGAUGGUUCUCUGAGAGCUACACUGAUAGCAGGGGCCAUGGAGCACCCGAGGGCUAUCGCCCUGGACCCGAGAUAUGGAAUUCUUUUCUGGACAGACUGGGAUGCCAAUUUUCCUCGCAUUGAAUCUGCCUCUAUGAGUGGUGCUGGAAGAAAAACCAUCUACAAAGACAUGAAAACCGGGGCGUGGCCUAACGGACUGACAGUUGACCACUUUGAAAAAAGGAUAGUUUGGACAGAUGCCAGGUCAGACGCAAUUUAUUCAGCUCUUUAUGAUGGAACAAACAUGAUAGAGAUAAUACGAGGCCAUGAAUACCUGUCACAUCCCUUUGCUGUGUCUUUAUAUGGGAGUGAGGUGUACUGGACAGACUGGAGGACUAAUACGCUGUCCAAAGCCAACAAGUGGACAGGGCAGAAUGUAAGUGUGAUUCAGAAGACCAGUGCACAGCCAUUCGACUUGCAAAUAUACCAUCCCAGUCGACAGCCACAAGCUCCCAAUCCUUGCGCAGCCAAUGCGGGCAGAGGCCCCUGCUCUCAUCUGUGUCUGAUCAAUCAUAAUAGGAGCGCUGCAUGUGCCUGCCCCCACUUGAUGAAGCUUUCCUCUGACAAAAAGACCUGCUACGAAAUGAAGAAAUUCCUUCUUUAUGCAAGACGCUCAGAAAUCCGAGGAGUGGACAUUGACAAUCCAUACGUUAACUUCAUCACUGCUUUCACUGUCCCAGAUAUUGAUGAUGUUGCCGUGAUAGACUUUGAUGCCUCUGAAGAACGUUUGUACUGGACGGAUAUCAAAACACAAACCAUAACACGGGCUUUCAUUAAUGGAACAGGGCUAGAAACAGUUAUUUCAAGAGAUAUUCAAAGUAUCAGAGGGCUAGCAGUGGACUGGGUCUCACGUAAUUUGUACUGGAUUAGCUCAGAAUUUGAUGAAACACAAAUAAAUGUGGCAAGGCUAGAUGGCUCUUUGAAAACCUCAAUUAUCCAUGGGAUCGAUAAGCCACAGUGUCUGGCAGCUCACCCAGUCAGGGGGAAACUGUACUGGACAGAUGGAAAUACAAUUAACAUGGCAAAUAUGGAUGGGAGUAACAGCAAGAUUCUCUUUCAGAACCAAAAGGAACCAGUUGGUCUAUCGAUAGACUAUGUGGAAAACAAGCUCUAUUGGAUCAGUUCGGGAAAUGGAACCAUAAAUAGAUGCAACCUGGAUGGUGGUAAUUUAGAAGUAAUAGAGUCAAUGAAGGAAGAAUUAACAAAAGCUACAGCCUUAACCAUCAUGGAUAAGAAACUUUGGUGGGCAGAUCAAAACUUAGCUCAGUUGGGAACCUGUAACAAAAGAGAUGGAAGAAACCCCACCAUCCUGCGAAAUAAGACCUCGGGAGUUGUUCACAUGAAAGUGUAUGAUAAAGAAGCACAGCAAGGCAGCAAUUCCUGUCAUCUAAAUAAUGGCGGGUGCUCUCAGCUCUGUUUACCAACAUCAGAAACUACAAGGACUUGCAUGUGUACAGUGGGCUAUCACCUCCAAAAGAAUCGCAUGUCCUGCCAAGGCAUAGAAUCUUUUCUUAUGUAUUCUGUUCACGAAGGAAUCCGAGGGAUACCUCUUGAACCAAGUGACAAAAUGGAUGCUUUGAUGCCUAUAUCAGGAACUUCAUUUGCUGUGGGGGUAGACUUUCAUGCAGAAAACGACACCAUCUACUGGACAGACAUGGGCUUCAAUAAAAUCAGUCGAGCUAAAAGAGAUCAGACAUGGAAAGAAGAUGUCAUUACCAAUGGCUUGGGAAGAGUGGAAGGGAUAGCAGUUGACUGGAUUGCUGGUAACAUAUACUGGACAGAUCAUGGUUUCAACCUAAUUGAAGUUGCAAGACUGAAUGGUUCUUUCCGUUAUGUAAUUAUUUCCCAAGGCCUGGAUCAACCAAGAUCUGUAGCUGUGCACCCAGAGAAAGGCUUCUUGUUCUGGACUGAGUGGGGACAGAUGCCCUGCAUUGGGAAGGCUCGUCUUGAUGGUUCUGAGAAGGUCGUGCUUGUGAGCAUGGGAAUAGCGUGGCCCAAUGGCAUCUCCAUUGACUAUGAGGAAAAUAAGUUGUACUGGUGUGAUGCCCGCACAGACAAGAUAGAGAGAAUCGACCUUGAGACUGGAGGGAAUCGCGAGAUGGUGCUGUCAGGGAGCAAUGUGGAUCUGUUUUCAGUUGCGGUCUUCGGGGCUUACAUCUACUGGUCUGACAGAGCACACGCUAAUGGCUCGGUGAGAAGAGGCCACAAGAACGAUGCAACAGAAGCUGUCACCAUGAGAAGUGGCCUUGGAGUCAACUUGAAGGAGAUCAAAAUAUUUACCAGAGUAAGAGAGAAAGGGACCAAUGUCUGUGCUGAGGACAAUGGUGGCUGUAAGCAGCUCUGUCUUUAUCGAGGAAAUUCCCAGAGAACCUGUGCUUGUGCCCACGGAUACUUGGCAGAGGAUGGAGUUACUUGCUUAAGGCACGAAGGCUAUUUGCUAUAUUCAGGAAGAACAAUAUUAAAAAGUAUACAUCUUUCUGAUGAAACCAACUUAAAUUCCCCAGUAAGGCCCUUUGAGAAUCCACAUUACUUCAAAAAUAUCAUAGCUUUGGCCUUUGACUAUAAUCAAAGAAGAAAAGAUACCAACCGGAUCUUUUACAGUGAUGCACACUUUGGAAAUAUACAGCUUAUUAGAGAUAAUUGGGAAGACAGACAAGUAAUCGUUGAAAAUGUUGGUUCAGUUGAGGGACUUGCCUACCACAGAGCCUGGGAUACUCUAUACUGGACCAGCUCCACUACAUCAUCCAUCACCAGGCACACAGUGGACCAGACUAAGCCUGGAGCGUUUGACAGAGAAGCAGUCAUCACCAUGUCUGAGGAUGACCACCCUCAUGUGUUAGCCUUGGAUGAAUGCCAAAAUUUAAUGUUUUGGACCAACUGGAAUGAACAUCAUCCCAGUAUCAUGAGGGCCACCCUGACUGGGAAGAAUGCACACGUGGUAGUCAGCACAGAAAUACUUACCCCAAACGGACUCACCAUCGACCACCGAGCCGAGAAGCUGUAUUUCUCAGACGGCAGCUUGGGAAAAAUUGAAAGGUGUGAAUAUGAUGGAUCCCAGAGACAUGUGGUUGUCAAAUCUGGCCCAGGGACUUUUCUUAGUCUGGCAGUUUAUGACAAUUAUAUCUUUUGGUCAGACUGGGGAAGAAGAGCUAUUUUGCGUUCCAACAAGUACACAGGAGGAGAUACAAAAAUUCUUCGUUCUGAUAUCCCACAUCAACCAAUGGGAAUCAUAGCUGUUGCCAAUGACACCAAUAGCUGUGAGCUCUCUCCAUGCUCAGUGUUGAAUGGAGGCUGCCACGACCUCUGCCUUUUAACACCUGAUGGAAGAGUGAAUUGCUCCUGCAGAGGGGACCGGAUAUUGCUGAAGAACAACAGAUGUGUGACUAAGAACUCUUCUUGUAACAUCUACUCUGAGUUUGAGUGUGGGAAUGGUGAAUGCAUUGACUAUCUGCACACCUGUGAUGGCAUCCCGCAUUGUAAGGAUAAAUCAGAUGAAAAGCUGCUCUACUGUGAAAACAGAAGUUGUCGAAAUGGGUUUAAACCUUGCUACAAUCGUCGAUGCAUUCCACACGGCAAACUAUGUGAUGGGACGGAUGACUGUGGAGACAACUCUGAUGAACUAGACUGUAAAGUUUCAACCUGUGCCACAGUUGAGUUCCGCUGUGCAGAUGGAACUUGCAUUCCAAGAUCAGCACGUUGCAACCAGAACGUCGACUGCGCAGAUGCUUCUGAUGAAAAGAACUGCAACUAUACAGACUGCACCCAUUUCUAUAAACUUGGAGUGAAAACCACGGGAUUCAUAAGCUGUAACUCUACCUCGCUAUGUGUUCUGCCAACUUGGCUGUGUGAUGGGUCUAAUGACUGUGGAGAUUAUUCAGAUGAAUUAAAGUGCCCAGUUCAAAACAAACACAAAUGUGAAGAAAAUUAUUUUGGUUGCCCAAGUGGAAGGUGCAUUUUGAAUACGUGGCUCUGCGAUGGUCAGAAGGACUGUGAGGAUGGACGAGACGAGCUUCACUGUGAUUCCUCUUGCUCUUGGAACCAGUUUGCUUGUUCUGCACAAAAAUGUAUUUCUAAGCAUUGGAUUUGUGAUGGAGAAGAUGAUUGUGGGGACGGGUUAGAUGAAGGUGACAGUAUUUGUGGUGCUGUCACCUGUGCUGCUGACAUGUUCAGCUGCCAGGGUUCCCAUGCCUGUGUGCCACUGCACUGGCUUUGUGACGGUGAGAGGGACUGUCCUGAUGGGAGCGAUGAGCUCUCCACAGCGGGCUGCGCUCCCAAUAAUACAUGUGAUGAAAAUGCUUUCAUGUGCCAUAAUAAAGUGUGCAUUCCAAAGCAGUUCGUGUGUGACCAUGAUGAUGACUGUGGAGACGGCUCAGAUGAGUUUCUGCAGUGUGGAUACCGGCAGUGUGGUGCAGAGGAGUUCCGCUGUGCUGACGGGCGCUGCCUGCUAAAUACUCAAUGGCAAUGUGAUGGUGACUUCGACUGUCCUGACAGGUCUGAUGAAGCACCAAUCAACCCCGGGUGCAGGAGUGCAGAACAGUCAUGCAACAGUUCAUUUUUUAUGUGCAAAAAUGGCAGGUGCAUUCCCAAUGGUGGUCUCUGUGACAAUACGGAUGACUGUGGUGAUGGCUCAGAUGAGAGGAACUGCCAUAUAAAUGAAUGUUUGAGUAAGAAAGUCAGUGGAUGUUCUCAAGAUUGUCAGGAUUUGCCAGUCAGCUACAAGUGCAAAUGUUGGCCUGGAUUCCAACUGAAGAAUGAUGGUAAAACAUGUGUAGACAUUGACGAAUGCUCUUCGGGUUUUCCCUGUAGUCAGCAAUGCAUCAAUACCUAUGGGACCUACAAGUGCCUCUGUGCAGAUGGCUAUGAAAUAAAACCUGAUAACCCAAACGGCUGCAAGUCACUCUCAGAUGAAGAACCCUUUCUCAUUCUCGCCGAUCAACAUGAGAUAAGGAAAAUUAGCACAGACGGCUCCAACUACACACUUCUAAAACAGGGAUUAAACAAUGUUAUUGCUAUCGACUUUGAUUAUAGAGAAGAAUUUAUCUAUUGGAUUGAUUCUAGCAGACCAAAUGGAAGUCGCAUAAAUAGAAUGUGCCUAAACGGAAGUGACAUCAAGGUAGUGCAUAACACCGCUGUCCCCAAUGCACUUGCUGUUGAUUGGAUUGGAAAAAAUCUCUAUUGGUCUGACACAGAGAAAAGGAUAAUUGAAGUAUCCAAACUCAACGGCUUGUAUCCUACUGUACUCGUUAGCAAAAGACUGAAGUUUCCCAGGGACCUGUCUUUAGAUCCUCGAGCCGGGUAUUUGUAUUGGAUUGACUGCUGUGAGUACCCUCAUAUUGGCCGUGUUGGAAUGGAUGGAUCCAAUCAAAGUGUUGUCAUAGAAACAAAGGUUUCUAGACCUCUGGCACUAACAAUAGAUUAUGUGAAUCAUAGACUCUACUGGGCUGAUGAAAAUCACAUUGAAUUUAGCAACAUGGAUGGAUCUCGUAGACAGAAAGUCCCUAAUCAAGAUAUUCCAGGGGUGAUUGCACUAACAUUGUUUGAAGACUACAUCUACUGGACUGAUGGGAAAACCAAGUCACUCAGCCGUGCCCAUAAAACCUCGGGAGCAGACAGACUCUCACUGAUUAACUCAUGGCAUGCCAUCACAGAUAUCCAGGUGUAUCAUUCUUAUAGACAACCUGAUGUCUCCAAGCAUCUCUGCACAGUAAAUAAUGGUGGCUGCAGCCAUUUGUGCCUUUUAGCCCCUGGGAAGACCCACACCUGUGCGUGUCCCACCAACUUCUACCUUGCAGCUGAUAAUAAAACUUGUUUAUCCAACUGCACAGCCAGUCAGUUUCGAUGCAAAACUGAUAAGUGCAUCCCAUUUUGGUGGAAAUGUGACACUGUGGAUGACUGUGGCGAUGGAUCUGAUGAGCCCGAUGACUGUCCUGAAUUUAAAUGUCAGCCAGGACGAUUUCAGUGUGGAACAGGACUCUGUGCCCUGCCUGCUUUCAUCUGUGAUGGGGAGAAUGACUGUGGAGACAACUCUGAUGAACUCAACUGUGACACACAUGUCUGCCUGUCAGGUCAAUUCAAGUGCACAAAAACCCAAAAAUGUAUCCCAGUAAACCUCAGAUGUAACGGACAAGAUGAUUGUGGUGACGAGGAAGAUGAAAGGGACUGUCCUGAGAAUAGCUGCUCUCCUGACUAUUUCCAAUGUAAAACUACCAAACAUUGCAUCUCCAAGCUGUGGGUUUGUGAUGAGGAUCCUGACUGCGCAGAUGCAUCUGAUGAAGCCAAUUGUGAUAAAAAGACCUGUGGACCUCACGAAUUCCAGUGUAAGAACAACAACUGUAUCCCAGAUCACUGGCGGUGUGACAGCCAGAAUGACUGCAGCGAUAAUUCCGAUGAAGAAAACUGCAAGCCACAGACCUGUACACUGAAAGACUUCCUCUGCACCAAUGGGGACUGUGUUUCAUCGAGGUUCUGGUGUGAUGGAGAGUUUGACUGCGCAGAUGGUUCUGAUGAGAAAAAUUGUGAAACAAGUUGUUCCAAAGAUCAGUUCCAGUGUUCCAAUGGUCAGUGUCUGUCAGCAAAAUGGAAAUGUGAUGGCCACGAAGACUGUAAAUAUGGGGAAGAUGAGAAAAACUGUGAGCCAGCCUCUCAUACUUGCUCAUCAAACGAAUAUAUGUGUACCAGUGGAGGAUGUCUGGCAGCGUCUUUGAAAUGUAAUGGAGAACUCAAUUGUGCAGAUGGUUCAGAUGAGAUGAACUGUGUGACUGAAUGUAAGGAAGAUCAGUUUCGAUGCAAAAAUAGAGCAUACUGUGUUCCAAUUCGAUGGCUAUGUGACGGAAUUCAGGAUUGUGUGGAUGGCAGUGAUGAAGAGAGUUGUGGCAGAGGAGGAAAUACAUGCAGAGCCGAUGAGUUCCUUUGCAAUAACUCCCUUUGCAAGCUCAAUUUCUGGGUUUGUGAUGGAGAAGAUGACUGUGGAGACAACUCUGAUGAAGCUCCUGAGAUGUGUGUCAAAUUUCUUUGCCCACCUACAAGACCUCACCGAUGCAGAAAUAACAGAGUCUGCCUUCAACCUGAGAAAAUGUGUAACGGGGUUAAUGACUGUGGGGACAACUCAGAUGAAGAUCACUGUGGUGGUGAACUUACAUACAAAUCUAGGCCUUGUAAGAAGGAUGAGUUUGCUUGCAGUGACAAAAGGUGCAUCCCUGUAGAGCUGCAGUGUGACCAGUUGGAUGACUGCGGAGAUGGUUCCGAUGAGCAAGGCUGCAGAAAGACUUCCACUGAACACACCUGUGAGGACAGUAUGAAUCCAUGUGGAGAUGAUGCAUAUUGUAAUCAAAUAAAAACAUCUGUUUUCUGCCGCUGUAAGCCUGGAUUUCGGAGAAACAUGAAAAGCAGACAGUGCGAAGAUCUUAAUGAAUGUUCGGUGUUUGGUGUGUGUUCCCACCAAUGCAUAAACAUAGAAGGAUCGUAUAAAUGUGUCUGUGACCAGAAUUUUCACAAAAGAAAUAAUACCUGUGUAGCAAAAGGCUCUGAAGAUCACGUUCUCUACAUUGCUAAUGACACUGAUAUCCUGGGUUUUAUAUAUCCAUUCAACUACAGUGGCGGUCAUCAACAAAUUUCUCAUAUUGAACAUAAUUCAAGGAUAACAGGGAUGGAUGUAUAUUAUCAAAGAAAUAUGAUUAUUUGGAGUACUCAGUUUAAUCCAGGCGGAAUUUUCUACAAAAUGAUCGAUGGCAGGGAGAAAAGGCAAGCGAACAGUGGCUUGAUUUGUCCUGAAUUUAAAAGGCCCCGAGAUAUUGCAGUUGACUGGGUUGCAGGCAAUAUCUAUUGGACAGAUCAUUCUAGAAUGCACUGGUUCAGUUACUACACCACUCACUGGACCAGUCUGAGGUACUCCAUCAAUGUAGGACAGCUGAAUGGUCCCAACUGCACCAGACUCUUGACAAACAUGGCUGGCGAGCCCUAUGCUAUUGCUGUAAAUCCUAAAAGAGGGAUGAUGUACUGGACUGUAAUUGGGGACCACUCCCACAUAGAGGAAGCUGCCAUGGAUGGUACUCUGAGAAGGAUUUUAGUGCAAAAGAACUUACAAAGACCCACAGGUUUGGCUGUGGAUCUCUUUGGUGAGCGUAUAUACUGGGCUGACUUUGAGCUCUCUGUCAUCGGCAGUGUUUUGCACGAUGGCUCUGGUUCAGUGGUCUCUGUCAGCAGCAAGCAAGGUUUGCUUCAUCCACACAGGAUUGAUGUCUUUGAAGAUCAUAUAUAUGGAGCAGGACCUAAAAAUGGUGUAUUUAGAGUACAGAAAUUUGGCCAUGGCUCAGUAGAGUUCCUAGCCUUAGAUGUUGAUAAAACAAAAGGUGUUUUGAUUUCCCAUCAAUAUAAACAACUAGAUUUACCCAAUCCUUGCUUGGAUUUGUCAUGUGAUUUUCUCUGCUUGCUGAAUCCUUCUGGGGCCAGCUGCAUCUGCCCAGAAGGAAAGUAUCUGAUGAACGGAAGCUGCAGCGAUGGUAGCCUGUUAGAUGAUUCCUGUAAACUGACAUGUGAAAAUGGAGGAAGGUGUACUUUGAAUGAGAAGGGAGAUCUGAGGUGUCACUGUUGGCCCAGUUACUCAGGAGGAAGGUGUGAAGUCAACCACUGUAGCAACUACUGUCAGAAUGGAGGCACUUGCAUACCAUCCAUUUUAGGAAGGCCCACUUGCAUCUGUGCCUUGGGCUUUACUGGGCCAAACUGUGGUAAAGCAGUCUGUGAAGAUUCUUGUCACAAUGGUGGGAGCUGCGUUGUGACUGCUGGGAAUCAACCUUACUGCCAUUGCCAGACAGACUACACUGGAGACAGAUGCCAGUACUAUGUGUGUCAGCACUACUGUGUGAAUUCAGAAUCCUGUGCCAUUGGCAGUGAUGGAAGUGUUGAAUGUGUCUGUCCAACACGCUAUGAAGGACCAAAAUGCGAGGUUGACAAAUGUAUACGGUGCCAUGGGGGACACUGUAUUAUAAAUAAAGAUGAUGAAGAUAUUUUUUGCAACUGCACUAAUGGAAAGAUUGCCUCUAGCUGUCAGUUAUGUGACGGCUACUGUUACAACGGGGGCACGUGCCAGCUAGACCCUGAGACUAAUGUACCUGUGUGUCUAUGCUCCACUAACUGGUCAGGUACACAGUGUGAAAGGCCAGCCCCAAAGAGCAGCAAGUCUGAUCAUAUCAGCACAAGAAGCAUUGCCAUCAUUGUGCCUCUGGUCCUUUUGGUCACAUUGGUAACCACCUUAGUGAUUGGUUUGGUGCUUUGUAAGAGAAAAAGAAGAACAAAAACAAUUCGAAGACAACCCAUCAUCAAUGGUGGAAUAAAUGUAGAAAUUGGCAAUCCAUCAUAUAACAUGUAUGAAGUGGAUCAUGACCACAGCGAUGGGGGUCUUCUUGAACCCAGCUUCAUGGUAGAUCCAACAAAGGCUAGGUAUAUAGGGGGAGGGCCCAGUGCUUUCAAGCUUCCACACACAGUGCCGCCCAUCUACCUAAACUCUGAUUUGAAAGGACCACUAACUUCUGGGCCAACAAAUUAUUCCAAUCCGGUGUAUGCAAAAUUGUAUAUGGAUGGACAGAACUGUCGAAACUCCUUAGGAAGUGUUGAUGAACGAAAAGAACUUCUUCCAAAGAAACUAGAAAUUGGCAUCAGAGAGACCGUGGCUUAAGGAAUGAUACUUUUCUAUGCUGUACAAAUGUAUAAAAUAUAAGGAUUACUUUUGUAUGUUCCAACAGUAUUAUACUUGUUUUAGCAUCAGCAUUAUCUCUUUAUCUUUCUCCUGGUUAAUUGUUUUCUGAGGUUUCUGGGUUUUAUUUUUGCUGAUGACUAUCGAUUGACCAUUUGUAUGGUAUUUUUAUGAAAAAGAACUGCACUACAGUACAAUUUACAACAAUGCUGCUGAUAUGACACACCUUUGAAUUUGUUAAAAUUAAAAACAACAUAUUCCUUUGUAGUGUUAAU